AUGGACCUUGAGGAUCACGACAACGAUGACAUCGAGCGAGAGUUGUACCAACUUGGCCUUACUGACGUCCCCCCGCGUCCACCUCCGGCUCUGCGGGGGGCGCCGCUCCCCCCCUGGCCGCCCCCGCACCCAGCCUCCGCCCGCAGCCGCUCCGCCCCCUCCAUCCAGGAGGACUCCCUCGAGGAGCCCCCCGUCCUCCACAACCCACGCCCGCCGCCGCCCCACCACCACCACCCGCCCGGCCCGCCCCCCCUGACCCACCACAACCCCUUCCCCACGCGCCCCGGUGUCGUGGGCGGAGGGCGGCUGGGCUUGUGGGGCGGCGCCCCCCAUCCGCCCGUGUCGGCGGUGCACCACAGCCUCACCGACUUGGCCUCAGACAAUCCGGGCCACAACUAUGCCCCCGCCCGCACCACGGCCGCCCAGGCCGCCCUCAACGGCGCGCUGGCGGGCGCCGCUCAGGGCACCACCACGGGGGAAGAGUCGGUGACCAGUGCGGGGGCGGAGGUCACCUUCACGACGGCGGCGGCGGCGGCGGCGGUCAGCAUGUGGCAGCAGGACCCAAGCGCCGUGCACUACCCCGGCUACGUCCGGCCGCAGGACUUCAACACGCUGCCCCGCGGGCCGCGCGACGUGUCCCCCCGGCAGGAGACCGGCGACGAGGACGAGGAGCGGCUAGCAGCCCUGGUGACCAGCGUGGAGGCGGCGCUGCGCAGAAUUCAUGCGGGGUUGCAGGAGUCCUACAUCAUGUAUGAAAACCCCGACGACGAAGAGGACCCGCCGCCCCCGCAGCCCGUCACUGCCUCACUGCGGGACCCUCCGCCCUCCCCCGUGCCGCCCCACGAACCCCCGGGCUCGCCGCCCCCGCCCGCAGGCCCACAGGGACCCAUGCCGCCCACCCCACAGGGCGGCGUUGGGGGUGGCGCGCCCCGCCUGGUGGGCCCCGACAACGCGUCCAUGCUGUCCCGGCAGCUGGGCUUCAUCCCCAUCCAGGAGGGGGCGCCGCAGCCCCCCCAGGGCUCGCAGCCCGCGCCCCGCCACGCCGAGCGCCACCAUCACCACCACCACAAGCUCAGCAAGAAGGUCAAAAAUCAUAAAUCAAAGGUGCUACUCUCUGGCCUGAUGACAUGCCCCGGACCCGGCUUCAAGCUGCUCAACAUCACCCGCGACUCGAAGUCCGGCCAGGGCUUCGGGUUCUCCAUCAAGGGCGGACGAGAGGCGGGGAUCGGCGUGUACGUGUCCCGCGUGGAGCAGGGCGGGCCGGCGUGGCGCGCGGGGCUGCGGCCCGGGGACCUCCUGCUGGCCGCCAACAACACCAACUUCUCCUCCGUCACGCACGCCGAGGCCAUCGCGGCUAUCUUGCUGCUCAAGUCCGCAGAGGAAGUGACGCUGACGGUGGCCACGACGAGCCAGCUGCCCUCGUCCGUGGUCGUGGCGCAGACCUACUCAUGGGUCACGCCCGACGGCCGCCCCACCAGCCCGCCGCCCGAGUACAACCCCCGCCUCCACCACCACCAGGUCUCCAGGGUGGAGGUGGAGGUGGUGGGCUCGGAGUCCCUGGGCCUCAUGAUCCGCGGCGGCGUGGAGUAUGGCCUCGGCAUCUUCAUCACUGGAGUGGACGAGGAGUCAGCUGCCCACAAGGCCGGCUUGCAGGUAGGUGACCAAAUCCUGGAGGUGAACAAGGAGAGCUUCCUGGCGGUGACCCACGACACAGCCGUCAACGUGCUCAAGUAUUCGCGGCGGCUCCGGCUAGCGCUGCGGCGGGUCGGCAAGGUCCCGCACUCCUGCACCACCUACGACCGGCGCUGCUGGCCCUCGCAAACCAACGGAGAGACGUCGGCGGAGAACAUGGAGGCGACGUUGGCGAUGAUCGAGGAGAAGUCCCAACGGAUGUUGGGCCGAGGCCACCACGCGCGCCUCAAGGAGGUGGUGAGCGACUACGCGGCGGGAAGGAUCCCCGUGGAGCACCUCCUCAUCACCACCAGGGACCUCCUCAACUCCCCGGACAAGCUAAGCCUGCUGACGGAGAUCCGGGAAGUGGUGCGCGCGGAGGACCAGGACAAGUUCGACGCCGCCGUGUUCCGCCACGGAGGCCGCCCUCAAGAGAAGACCGAUGCUUAUGGUGAAAAAAUCUCCACCAUCUCCAAUUUGGAUGACUAUAUCGACAUAUACAACAGCAUGGACAUCCGUGGAGACGGAGGGGAAGAAGAGCUGAUGAGUGACCACCGGGUGACAGAUGUCGCUCAGAGAAUCAACAAGACUCCUAGCGAGGAUUCUGGCGUGGAAAUGAGUAACGGCGCGCUGGUCCCGAGGAGAGACGUCGGCAGGGCUCUCGGAGAAAGAAAACGAAGUGGCAUUUUGAUCAGAGAAAAUGGAAGCACUAUUGAAGGGGUAACUUGGGCAGAUGACGAAAUGAACUUCAGAAUAAAUAAUGAAGAGUAUGAAUUACGCAGAGAAAGAGAAGAAAGACUUUGUAUUGGACCAAAACAUCAGAAAAUUCUUCAGAAACGGUUUUCUGAAAGACUUUUACCAAACAGAGAAGAAUUAGCUGAUCAUAUUCAGCCUCAGCGGCGCCACAGUCAUACUGGCGAAAUCAACGGUGGUGCUUGCGUUAAAGCCUUGCCCAAACCUACCCAUAUCCCCUCCCACCACGCCCACCAGCAGAGGUCCACCCAUACGCACGCCCACUCCCGUAAGCAGUACGAGUCCUACGAUAACCCCCCCUCGAGGAAACGCGAGGAGUACGAUCUCCUCCCCACCACGAGAGUGAGGGAAGACUACAGCGCCCCCCAGGCACGGCUCAGGGAGGACUAUGAACCCCCGCCCAGGGGAAGGGACGAGUACGACCCUGCUCCGUCGAGGAGCAGGGGCGAGUACGAGUCUCCGUCUGCUAGGGUAAGGGAGGAAUACGACCCUCCUGCUAGGGUGAGAGACACAAGAGAGGAUUACGACCCUCCACCGCCCAGAGUGAGGGAAGACUUCGAUUCGCCGGGGAGGAUGAGGGACGAGUACGACCCUCCGACGAGGCCAAGGGAGGAGUACGACCCGCCCGCGAGAGUUAGAGAGGAUUAUGAGCCUACAGCUAGAGUGAGGGAGGAUUACGAGUCUCCAAGUAGAGUAAGGGAGGAGUACGACCCUCCGGCUAGGGUGCGAGAGGAGUACGACCCUCCGGCUAGGGUAAGGGAAGAGUUCGACCCUGCAACCAGGGUGAGAGAGGAGUACGAUUCCCCGGGAAGGGGAAGGGAAGAGUACGACCCUCUUCUUUCCUCGGGGAGAAUGAGGGAAGGCUAUGAGCUACGGGAGAGCUUCAGCCAGCCGCCUGCGAGCCAAAGUCGUGACUACGACCCCGCAGAGGAUGCGUUCGACCCCGGUGGCCUGAGCAACUCUAGGGACGAGUACAGCCCGUCCCACGCCAGGGAGGUGUUCGAGGGGUCGCCGUCCAGGACGCACCUCAGCGUGGAUCAUCGCCCGAUGCGAGCGAGCAGCCCGGGGCCGUCCCCGACCUCCCCCUCAGGACGGCGAGGCAGCGCCGAGGUGCGCGAGGACGCGCAUGCCCCCUACUCUUGCAGGAACCGCAGGACCUCACUGGUGGUGAGCGACAGCCUGGGCAGGUUUAGAGUUGUGGUGAAGAAGACGAGGCCCAACCUGGGCAUCGCCAUCGAAGGGCGGCGCCGACACCAAGCAGAAGCUGCCCAGAGUCAUCAACAUCGCUGCCAAUGGCGCUGCAUUCGAGGCGGGCGGGCUCAGGGUGGGCCAGCUCAUUCUGGCCGUGGACGGGCAGAAGCUGGACGGACACAAGCACGAGGACGCCGCCCGCCUAAUCGCCGGCUGCUGGGUGAGCCGCUCGCGCCCCGAGGUGGAGUUCAUGGUGGUGGAGCGGAAGCCAACGGCAGCCGACGUCCGCCGCUCCUCCAUAUCGCUCCUGUCGCAGAUGUAGGCGGAGGAGCAGGCGGGUUACUUCGGCGUCGGAGACGUUCGGAGCAGGUCGAGCCCCCGCGGUGGAGGGCGAUGUCUACCUCUUGUCGCUGAGAAGACGACGGGUAACUUUUGUCAAGGAGUCACGCUGGGUCUGCGAGAUAACUUCAGGCCUUCAUGGAGGAGAAUGGGGAAGAAGGGGCAGAGCCACACACGCGCGCGCGCGCACAC
Messenger RNA from Penaeus chinensis, 4146 nucleotides. RefSeq lists its product as uncharacterized. Bases 1 to 4029 code for a protein of 1342 amino acids. Gene Ontology annotation, cellular component: stereocilia ankle link complex; plasma membrane; stereocilium tip. The record is from RefSeq and is a predicted model, not a curated record. Gene Ontology annotation, molecular function: protein binding. The transcript is spliced from 14 exons. NCBI's taxonomy places the organism in Eukaryota, Metazoa, Arthropoda, Malacostraca, Decapoda, Penaeidae.